Molecule: messenger RNA, 5382 nt
Organism: Torulaspora globosa
Lineage: Eukaryota; Fungi; Ascomycota; Saccharomycetes; Saccharomycetales; Saccharomycetaceae
Gene: FKS3
Product: putative 1,3-beta-D-glucan synthase
Exons: 1
Coding region: 1-5382 (1793 amino acids)
Biological process (GO): (1->3)-beta-D-glucan biosynthetic process; fungal-type cell wall polysaccharide biosynthetic process
Cellular component (GO): 1,3-beta-D-glucan synthase complex; plasma membrane
Molecular function (GO): 1,3-beta-D-glucan synthase activity
Source: RefSeq, a predicted model, not a curated record
AUGAGCGGAUCGCCCGGGUCUUUGACAGACGUGGAAUACCCUGCCUGGUGUCAGGAUGAUGAGGUACCGGUGACGAGGCAGGAGCUUAGCGAGAUAUUCGAUGGAUUGGCAGCCAAGUUUGGAUUUCAGCAGUCGUCGAAGGAGAACAUGUUGCAUCAUCUACUGGCGCAGCUAGAUUCGCGGGCCAGUCGGUCAGGCGCUCGCAAUGCGUUGCUGUCGCUUCAUGUGUCGUACAUCGGCGGCGAGCAGGCGAACUUCAGGAAGUGGUUUUUCGCGUCACAGAUGGAUCUCGAUGAAGAGGUUGGCUUCCAGAACAUGAAACUGCGUGGAAAGUCGCGCCAGAGAAAUCUUAAACUGGCAAAGAAACGAGGAAUUUCGAUUAAAGAACAGAUGGAACAAUGGAACCAGAAAGAACAGGAAUUCAUCAACAGCCACCGCAAGAUUACCUUAACUCACGAGCAGUUACGUGACCGAGAAUGUUACGAGACGGCUGAUUACAAGUGGAAGUUGAAGAUGAGGCAACUCAGUUACCAUGAAAUGGCAAGACAGUUGGCAUUGUAUUUGCUCUGCUGGGGGGAAGCGAAUCAGAUACGAUUUGCACCUGAAUGUUUGUGUUUCAUAUUCAAAUGUGCGCUUGAUUUCGAUACUGCGACCGAAUGUGCGUCCACCAGAAUCGCGGCAAACGAAGAUGAUGAAGCUGCAGCUCCGAAGUCAAUCCCGAUUGUAGCGCCAGAAUUUACCUUCAUGAACAAUACUAUUAAUCCAUUGUACGAUUUUUUGAGAGAUCAAGUCUACACUAAGGAUUCCACCGGUCGGUGGGUUAGAAAAGACAAAGAUCAUAAGGAUGUUAUCGGUUACGAUGAUGUCAACCAACUUUUUUGGUAUCCGGAGGGCAUCGAAAGAAUUGUGUUGCGAAAUGGGGAGAGACUGGUAGAUAAACAAUUGCAAGAAAGAUAUGUUCAUUUUAAGGAUAUCGAAUGGUCCCGAGUAUUCUAUAAGACGUAUCGAGAGACAAGAGGAUGGAUGCAUUGUGUCACAAAUUUUAAUCGCUUUUGGAUCAUCCAUUUAGCUCCGUUCUGGUUCUUCACAUCGUUCAAUGCCCCAACUUUCUACACAAAGGACUAUAUUCAGUUACUUAAUAACCCUCCAACACCUCAAUCCAGACUCUCAGCCAUGGCUCUAGCAGGAACUGUCUCUUGCCUGAUCCAAAUAUUUGCUACAGUUUUCGAAUGGCGAUUCGUUCCCCGCGACUGGCCUGGAGCCCAGCAUUUGAAAAGAAGACUAUGUGGUUUGAUUGUUUGCCUACUGAUCAAUUUUGGCCCUUCUGUUUACGUUUUUGGGUUUUUCGAUUUAGACGUCCACUCGCGAUCGGCCUAUAUCACUUCAAUCAUUCAAUUAAUUAUAGCGAUCAUAACUACGUUAUUCUUUGCGAUAAGACCCUUGGGUGGCCUAUUCGGAUCCUAUCUGAAUAUCGGUAAACGAAAGAGAAAAUAUGUUGCUUCACAAAUCUUUACAGCCUCCUUUCCCUCACUGAGCGGUAGAAGUAGAUGGUUCUCAUAUGGGCUAUGGUUUUUUGUGUUCCUGGGAAAAUUUAUCGAGUCAUAUUUCUUCUUGACUUUAUCGCUUAGAGAUCCCAUCAGAGUUCUUUCUAUUCUAGACAUGUCGAGAUGCGCAGGCGACAGUCUACUCGGCAAAUGGUUUUGCACAUGGCAGUCGAAGAUCACAUUAGGGUUAAUGAUUUUGACUGAUCUUGGACUCUUCUUUCUGGACACUUAUCUUUGGUACAUUAUCUGCAAUUGCGCUUUUUCCAUAAUGUUGUCGUUUUCCCUGGGUACAUCAAUAUUGACUCCAUGGAAGAACAUUUAUGCAAGACUACCCAAGAGAAUAUACUCAAAAAUUUUGGCAACUUCUGAGAUGGAUAUCAAGUAUAAACCUAAAGUCUUAAUUUCGCAAGUGUGGAACGCUAUUAUUAUUUCGAUGUAUCGGGAACAUCUAUUAUCUAUCGAGCAUGUUCAGAAGCUCUUAUUUCAACAGGUUGAUGCGAUGGACCAAGAAAAGAAAACAUUAAAGUCACCCACUUUCUUCAUCGCUCAGGAUGAUUCUACAUUUAAGUCCGUCGAGUUUUUCCCCUCUAACUCUGAAGCCAGAAGAAGAAUCUCAUUUUUUGCACAAUCAUUGUCAACGCCAAUAACAGAACCUAUGCCCGUGGAAUGUAUGCCAACAUUCACUGUCCUCAUUCCACAUUAUUCGGAAAAAAUCUUGCUUACCUUAAGGGAAGUCAUCAAGGAAGAAUCUAACAAGAGCAAGAUAACAGUUCUUGAGUAUUUGAAGCAGCUACAUGAAGCUGAAUGGGAUUCUUUUGUUAGAGAUACAAAGCUAUUAUCUAUGGAAAAAGGCGCCACAAAGGCUCUCUGCGAUGAUAGCAUGAAUUGUUCAGAGAUGUCGCUUAAUCAACUAAGCGAUCGCGGUAAUGCUCUCAAUGGGGACGAUAAUGAAGGUAAUGACGAAGUGCAGAAGAAAAUUAAUGAUCUUCCUUAUCAAGUCUUUGGUUUUAGCACUUCAGAAACAUCCUACACUUCAAGAACAAGAAUAUGGGCGUCUCUGAGGUGCCAAACUUUGUAUCGAACAGUGUCAGGUUUCAUGAACUACUCUAAAGCAAUUAAGCUUUUGUACAGAAUUGAAAAUCCAUCUCUUCUACAAUAUUAUGGGUAUCAAACUGACGCCUUGGAAAGCGGAUUGGAGAUUAUGGCAAACAGAAAGUUUAGAAUGCUAGUCGCGAUGCAGCGAUACACAAAAUUUAAUCGAGACGAAAGAGAAGCAACAGAAUUACUUUUGAGAUUGUAUCCAACCAUGUAUAUAUCGUUUUUGUUGGAAGAGAGAUGCUCAGACCAAGAAGAGCCAUGGUACUACUCAUGUCUUACUAAUGGGCAGGCGGAAAUUGAUCAAGGUACUGGGUUAAGGAAACCGAUCUUUAAGGUUCGCCUUUCAGGAAAUCCUAUUCUGGGCGAUGGGAAGGCAGAUAAUCAAAAUCAUUCCUUGAUUUUUUAUCGUGGUGAAUAUAUUCAGGUGAUAGAUGCGAAUCAAGACAACUAUUUAGAAGAAUGCUUGAAGAUUCGCUCUGUCCUUAGCGAAUUCGAAGAGAUGAGCAUCAAUCAGACUGUGCCUUACAUACCUGGAAUCGAAUACGAAGAUGAACCAUCACCAGUGGCAAUCCUAGGUGCAAGAGAAUACAUAUUCUCCGAGAACAUUGGAGUGCUUGGCGAUAUAGCCGCCGGAAAGGAACAGACUUUCGGCACUCUUUUUGCAAGAACAAUGGCUGAAAUUGGUGGUAAACUUCAUUAUGGACACCCUGAUUUUCUGAAUGCAAUUUUCAUGACUACAAGAGGCGGACUAUCGAAGGCUCAAAAGAGUCUUCAUCUGAACGAGGAUAUCUAUGCUGGUAUGAAUGCAAUGUGCCGCGGUGGAAGGAUAAAGCAUAGUGAUUAUUAUCAAUGUGGAAAAGGUAGAGAUUUGGGGUUUGGGUCGAUCCUGAACUUUACGACUAAGAUUGGCGCUGGAAUGGGUGAACAACUUCUGUCGAGGGAAUACUAUUAUCUGGGAACUCAGCUGCCAAUUGAUAGAUUUUUAUCUUUCUUCUACGCCCAUCCAGGCUUUCAUUUGAAUAAUGUCUUCAUCUCACUUUCCGUGCAGCUCUUCUUUCUCCUCCUUCUAAAUCUGGGCUCUUUAAAACAUGAGACGAUUUUAUGUUAUUACGACAGGAAUAUGCCUAUCACUGCCCUUGAAGAACCAGUUGGAUGUUACAACAUUCAACCAGCCCUUCAUUGGGUAUCGAUCUUUGUGCUUUCUAUCUUUAUUGUGUUUUUCAUAGCAUUUGCGCCACUGCUCAUACAAGAGCUGCUGGAGAAGGGGGUAUGGAAGGCUGCGUCACGAUUCCUCCAUCAUUUAUUUUCGAUGGCACCUUUAUUUGAGGUUUUUGUUUGUCAGGUUUAUUCAAACUCAUUACUGAGUGAUCUCACAUUUGGAGGAGCCAAGUAUAUCUCAACCGGCAGAGGAUUUGCUAUAACUAGAAUCGAGUUCGCCAUUCUGUACUCGAGAUUUGUUAAUGUUGCCAUCUACUCAGGCCUACAAGUUUUCUUGAUGCUAAUUUUUGGGAUGGUUUCAAUGUGGCAGCCAGCACUAUUAUGGUUUUGGAUUACAGUGAUUUCAAUGUGUUUCGCUCCUUUCAUAUUCAAUCCCCAUCAAUUUGCCUUUACCGACUUCUUCAUCGAUUACAGGAGCUUUAUUCACUGGUUAUCAGCUGGUAACACUAAGUCCAAGAAAGAAUCGUGGAGCAGUUUUGUCAAAACUUCGAGGGCGAGAUACACCGGGUAUAAAAAGAAAACCAUCAACGACUCAUCAACUAAUGCAAUCAUCGAUAGCAGGGGUGCUAAACUUGGGAAUGCAUUAUUCGCCGAGCUAUUCCUGCCAUUUUUCGUUUUCCUGUUCAAUUUCACAAGUUACACAUUCAUUAACGCACAAACCGGAGUGAAACAGACUAGUCCAAGCCAGUCGGUUGUACGUCUACUUCUCGUCACUAUGCUUCCGAUUUUAAUGAACGUUAUUAUGUUGCUGUCCCUGUUUGGCACAUCUUUCGUGAUUGCACCACUACUAGCGACUUUUUGCAAGAGAGGAGGUGGGGCAAUGGCCUUCAUUGCCCAUGCUACCUCUGUGGUGAUCUACCUGAUCGAUUUUGAAUUGAUGUGGCUCUUAGAAGGAUGGAAUUUUGCAAGAACGCUGUUGCUGCUGAUUGCAACCAUCAACUUACAUAUACUACUAUUCAAGGUAUUCACGAUAUUGGUCUUGACCAAAGAACUCAAAAACGAUUCUUCUCAUUUGGCCUGGUGGUCCGGCAAUUGGUAUAACACAGGAUGGGGUUGGACAAUACUGCUACAGCCGCUACGAGAGUUCUCCGUUAAGAUUAUGGAAUCGAGCUAUUUCGCUGGAGACUUCUUCUUGGCGCAUCUCCUUCUCUAUGUUCAAACCCCGUUUAUUUUCAUCCCAUUCAUUGACCAUUGGCACUCCAUGAUACUCUUCUGGUUGAAGCCAUCGAGAAUAGCCAUGACAAAGAAGCUUUACAGUAAGAAACAGAAGAAGCGGAGAAACGCGAUCGUGCGCAAGUAUUUUAUGUUAUAUUUCGGCCUCCUGGGCACCUUACUAGCCUUACUGAUAGCGCCCUUCUUCGCUGACAUGCUGGUUUCAGAUCCGUCUCAAAUGGUGGCAAACUCACCGCUCGAUGGCGUAAUCCAGCCCAAUCACCAAAACAACAACGACACAGGACCAAAUGCGCCAUCUACGAUACUGACCACUACGCCUCCUUUUCCGCAUUUCAGAACAGUGCCCUAG